Messenger RNA from Coregonus sp. 'balchen', 21651 nucleotides. Lineage: Eukaryota; Metazoa; Chordata; Actinopteri; Salmoniformes; Salmonidae. The record is from the annotation of a GenBank genome assembly.
AUGUCUUCUAUCCUGGAUGAAUACGAGGACUCGCAGAACAGCAGACACCCUGUGCAACACAGUAGCCGCCUGUCUGCUGCCAACAUCGGCAUAACACACUCCGGUACUGGGGAAAGCUACGGGCCUCUCAAUUGGGUUUUGUUUAUGAUAAGGCUAGUUGGGACCAUCUAUAUGGUUGAAUCUGCGCACCACAUUGCUUUCAUAUAUAGCCAAUAGAUUCAUUAUCUAUAUAAUGUUUAGUUAGCUUGCUACCGGGACUCGAUUAUGUUGGCGAUGAUGAUUGACAUAAGUAAUUCAUGAUUCGUUGUAGGGUUCGUGAAUGUGAGACUGGAGGAGGAGAAGCCGAUAUUCAACAAACAGAGGAUUGAUUUCUCACCCCCAGAGAAAAUCAACCACUUCGCUGUCUGCAACAAUCAGCUAUGCAUGAGUUUAGGGAAGGACACUCUUCUGAGGUAGGGGACACUUUUAUCUGCAACACCCCCCUAGUGAUCCAGCGUUAUCAGGGUCUUGUGAAUAGCCCUGUCACCCAUGCCUGUCCAUGCCUCUCUGUGUAAGACGAGCAGAAUGUGUGAGUGGUGCAGUUUGUAUCUUGACGUGAUUGCUAAAUGAUGGGAUUAAAAGCCAAAUGAUGGAUUAAGAGUUGACCAUGUCAGUCGUUCAGGGUGAUGAUGUAUAUUUUUGGAUUGGUGUAAUGAUGGUGUAAUGAUGAAUAUUUAAUGUCUUGUUGCACAACUUUAAAAUAUCUUCUGAAAUAGCUGCGUGUGUUUUCACAUAAGAUUGUAUACCGUAUUGGUAUCUAAGAUAAGUGAAUUUUACUUAAUAAAGGUGUUUAUAAAGUUUUCCUCUGUAUGUUGUUCCAGGAUUGACCUUGCCAAGCCAGACCAGCCCAACCAGAUAGAACUGGGGAGGAAGGAUGACAGCAGAGUACACAAGCUCUUCCUGGACCCCACAGGUGAGAACGAGGGAGCUCUUCCUGGACCCCACAGGUGAGAACGAGGGAGCUCUUCCUGGACCCCACAGGUGAGAACGAGGGAGCUCUUCCUGGACCCCACAGGUGAGAACGAGGGAGCUCUUCCUGGACCCCACAGGUGAGAACGAGGGAGCUCUUCCUGGACCCCACAGGUGAGAACGAGGGAGCUCUUCCUGGACCCCACAGGUGAGAACGAGGGAGCUCUUCCUGGACCCCACAGGUGAGAACGGGGGAGCUGUUCCUGAACCCCACAGGUGAGAAUGAGGGAGCACUUCCUGGACCCCACAGGUGAGAACAAGGGAGCUCUUCCUGGACCCCACAGGUGAGAACGGGGGAGCUGUUCCUGAACCCCACAGGUGAGAACGAGGGAGCUCUUCCUGGACCCCACAGGUCCCUAAAGUAGAAUACCUGCACAGUACUCAUUUUACAUUUACAUUUUAGUAAUUUAGCAGACGCUCUUAUCCAGAGCGACUUACAGUUAGUGAGUGCAUUCAUAUUUUAUUUAUUUUUCAUACUGGCCCCCCGUGGGAAUCGAACCCACAACCCUGGCGUUGCAAACGCCAUGCUCUACCAACUGAGCUACAUCCCUGCCGGCCAUUCCCUCCCCUACCCUGGACGACGCUGGGCCAACUCCCAGGCAGUAGCAACAGCGCGACUUUAGAUCAUUAGAAAGCAUUUGCCAAAAGCCACAAAAUACACCUGAAUGGAUUUCUGCAAAUACUGUAUGUAAAUAUAGAGGGAGUCCUCUUACAUUUGGGAACUUUACAGUCCUAUUGAUCAAACAACCAUGAACAUGUAGGCUCUCUCUCCCUCAGUUAUGCACAUCAACAACGACAAGAUCAACAACUAAUGUUAGCCAGAGCGAGAUGAGCUAAAAUCUAACCAGAUAAACCCUCACACACUUUUUUUGUUGUUGUUGCUUGUAGUUGGCCGUCAAAAUAGCGCUGAUAAAGAUGAGGAACAGUAGCCUCCUCGCCCUUCUGCAGCUUCUCUGCAUGUCCAAACCCACGUUCUGACAACUGAAUGGGAAAUUGCCUGCCCUCCCAUUUGAUCGAUGCCAAAUGCAUUUGGUUGACAACUAAGAGAUAUGCUAACUGUGGAUAACAGUGAUUCACAUUUCUUGCUAGCUAACCAAAUGACACUUGCAUCUCUAGCUGUAGGCACCGAAAAAUGAUAUGAGUGGGGGGGGGGAAAGUCGGCCACUCACCCACUGGUCCAAUGUCAUGACAUCCUCCCAGCAGUUAGCUAGCUAACGUUAGGCUCCGUGAUUUUAGCUUGCUACAUAAAUAGAUACGCUAGCCUAUUAGCCACGUUAUGACUGACUGAUCAUUGCCCUUGUUAGUUUGAUUGUAUUGACAUUCCCAGCCUUAGUUACAUUCGUCCGUUUUUGUCCAAAAUAUUGAGUCGUUGAAACUGAAACAGUGCAUCCCGAAUGGAGGCAGCAAACAAUGUACCAGGCCAGCUGUGAUUUAUAACCUGAUAGCAAUAUUUGUUGGACUACCAAGAAAUGUAUUGGUGAAUUAUAUGAAUCAUGCAUUGAACUGCAUCCAUCUACUCUGCCAACAAUGACUUACUGUACGUCAUGGAAUUUUGAGUAAAAAAUAACCUAUUUUUAAAACCUCUUAUGAAGUUGGUUUUGUAGCAUAAACUGGGAAUUUGAUAUUUUCGACUGAUAUUAUGAUUUUCUGUCGGUUUCAUAACUGAGAAGUAGUUAACGCUGUCAGUUCCACUUUAAAUGGACAGUCUAUUGCCCAUUGACUGUCAAGGUUUUCAUAGCUAUUUCUCAGGUAAAUGAUCACCAAGCUGUUUUAAUUAUUACUAAUUGAUGUGAGUAAACGUACUAAAGAAGUCAUUAUGGUUGUUAAUCUAAAAAAAAACAAAUGAACUAAAGAAACGUCUGGACCAAUUACAUUCACUUACUCUUACAGUUCUGUUGAGGUGUCUAUUGAAAUAGAGGUUAAUGACGUGGCAAUAAAUCACUGAUAUGAGCACCUUUCCAACCAGGAAAGAGGGUUUCAUAUAUAUGUGUGUUAUUGCUGCUUACUACACAGUGUUAGAUCUCUCAGUACCAGAUCUAACACUGCUCUCCCCUCUCCUCCCUUGCAGGGUCCCACCUGGUGAUCUCUCAGUACCAGAUCUAACACUGCUCUCCCCUCUCCUCCCCUGCAGGGUCCCACCUGGUGAUCUCUCAGUACCAGAUCUAACACUGCUCUCCCCUCUCCUCCCCUGCAGGGUCCCACCUGGUGAUCUCUCAGUACCAGAUCUAACACUGCUCUCCCCUCUCCUCCCCUGCAGGGUCCCACCUGGUGAUAUCUCAGUACCAGAUCUAACACUGCUCUCCCCUCUCCUCCCCUGCAGGGUCCCACCUGGUGAUUUCUCUCAGUACCAGAUCUAACACUGCUCUCCCCUCUCCUCCCCUGCAGGGUCCCACCUGGUGAUCUCUCAGUACCAGAUCUAACACUGCUCUCCCCUCUCCUCCCCUGCAGGGUCCCACCUGGUGAUCUCCCAGUACCAGAUCUAACACUGCUCUCCCCCCUGCAGGGUCCCACCUGGUGAUCUCUCAGUACCAGAUCUAACACUGCUCUCCCCUCUCCUCCCCUGCAGGGUCCCACCUGGUGAUCUCUCAGUACCAGAUCUAACACUGCUCUCCCCCCUGCAGGGUCCCACCUGGUGAUCUCUCAGUACCAGAUCUAACACUGCUCUCCCCCCUGCAGGGUCCCACCUGGUGAUCUCUCAGUACCAGAUCUAACACUGCUCUCCCCCCUGCAGGGUCCCACCUGGUGAUCUCUCAGUACCAGAUCUAACACUGCUCUCCCCUCUCCUCCCUUGCAGGGUCCCACCUGAUGAUCUCUCAGUACCAGAUCUAACACUGCUCUCCCCUCUCCUCCCCUGCAGGGUCCCACCUGGUGAUCUCUCUCAGUACCAGAUCUAACACUGCUCUCCCCUCUCCUCCCCUGCAGGGUCCCACCUGGUGAUUUCUCUCAGUACCAGUGAGUGUCUAUAUCUGAACAGGAACACCCAGAAGGUGAGGUCUCUGUCCCGCUGGAGAGGACACCUCAUAGAGAGUCUAGGCUGGAACAAGCUUCUGGGGACCGAGACCAACACUGGGCCCAUCCUAGUGGGAACCAGCCAGGGAAUCAUAUUCGAGGCUGAGAUCUCUGCUUCAGAGGGAAGCCUGUUUAACACCAACCCUGACCAGUACUUCAAACAGGUCAGUGGUAGGAUCUGGCAAUAAACAUAUGAGAUUAUACAGUAUAUCUUCAAGUACAUUUAGAAAAAAAUACAACACACCCCCAAAAUAAGAACUGCUGUUAAUACUGUAUGCUUUUUUUUUAUAUUGAAGUUGAACCCAUGGGGGGGCGCUGUUGGAAGCCAAGGAUGUAGCACGCGUAUCCCUAUCGCUCCUGAGUUAGUGACCAAAUUUAUAUAUUUAACUUUGCAAAAUUGCAUACAUUUCUGUUUGGCAGGCGUCUGAAGAGACCCAUAAACAACUCGGUUCAAGUUUAAUAAAUUUAAAUUCGUAAUGACGUCAACCCGGCCAAAAACAGAGUCUGCAAGAGCAGGCCGCAACAAGCCUGCAACUUCUCCCGACUCACCCCCGCCACCGAACGCUGCCAAUGCCGGCCCCACGGAAACACUGACUGUGGAGAUGCUGCAAUCCGUGAUAGGUACCCUCAAAACCGACAUUUUCGGAAAAAUUGACUGUCUCUCUACCAAUCUCAGGUCAGAGAUAUCAACGAUUAAAGACGAGCUUAAAAAAUCUAUCGAGAGUAUACAGAAUAAGCUCGACGCACAUGGGGUGACUUUAUCGGAUUUGGAGCGAGGGGCUACAGACCACAGCACUCGCAUUAGCGAGCUAGAGGCUAACGUCGGCUCAUUGACAACUAGGGUGGCAUUCCUCGAUAAUAAAUGCGAAGAUAUGGAAAGUAGAAUGCGGAGGAACAACAUUCGUCUACUGGGAAUACCGGAGGGAGUGGAGGGCCCAAGGCCCACGGAGUACAUGGCCCAGCUACUUCAGGAGCUGCUCGGGCUAGAGGAGAAGCCAUUGCUAGACCGGGCUCACCGCACUCUGCGUAGCCGACCCAGGGAUGGAGAACCCCCACGACCAUUUGUCAUCAGGGUGCAUUUCUUUCACGUCCGCAACGACAUACUGAGAAGAUCGGGAGAAGCAUCCCCUCUUCUACAUAAGGGUAAAAGAGUCUCGAUAUUUGCGGACUACACAACAGCUGUGGCUAAGAGGCGGGCUAGCUUUGGAGCUGUGAAACGCCAACUACACGCCUGCCCGGGCGUGAAGUUCGGCCUCAUCUACCCUGCGGUUUUGAGACUGACUUUACCGGACGGCUCCAUGCACAGAUUCGAGGACCCGGCUAUAGCGGCAGAUUUCAUCAACAAGAACGUGAAAGCGGCUGUUGUACCGCAUGGUGUGUAACAAAUGGUUGGCUGGCUGGUCUUCCUAGCAGGCUAGCUAGCAGGCCGAAUGGGUGACUAACGAAGCUAUCUUUGCUGGGUUCGUCGACAUAUUAAUGUCAUUCUCUUUUUUAUCUCUUUAUUUCCAGCCCAGGUUUGCCGCCUCUAAUGCCAAUAUCUGGGGUCUGCAUGGCUGUUUCAGUUUGAUCAUUUACCACCUGCGCCUGCUAAAUGACCAAUUAUAUAUUAUUAUUAUUAUAGGUUAAACCUCUCUUAAUCGAGGAUAGUUUUCCUUAGACUCUGUUGGGGACCAUUCUAUUCAUGUUUGGCUUACUCUAGUUAAAUGGUCACUAAUCUUAGGUAGCACAGAGUAAGAGUUAUCAUGCUUAGCUCUAAACUUUCUUUGUAUUUAGGGUUUUGCUUGCAUCUCAUUUGGGGAGAUGCUUCGGCAAGGGCGGGUGUGAGGGAAGGGUUUGUUCACUCUCUAUUUGUAUAUAGUUUGUAUAUGUUUUUUGUGCUUCUUUGCUUGUUUUUGUUUUUUACAUUUGCGCUUUUAGGUUCAACUAAGAUCUUCAGUUUACAUUGUACCUUGUCCUUUACACAUCCCCUCUCUUUCUUAAGAUAUGACUCAGCCUAGUGUAGCCCAUACUGCUGGAGGGAAUGGCUUUAAUUUUCUUACUUGGAACUGCAGGGGCAUAAAUAACCCAAUUAAACGUAGUAAGGUGCUACACCAUCUUCAUCAUUUGAAAGCUCACAUCAUCUUUCUCCAAGAAACUCAUCUGAAGGUAUCACAACACUCAAGUCUUAGGUGCAGAUGGGUGGGUCAGGUGUUCCAUUCCUCAUUUCAGAGUAAGGCGAGAGGGGUGGCUAUUUUACUUCACAGAUCGGUACCUUUUACAUGUUCUAAGGUGAUCGCAGAUCCCCACGGUAGAUAUAUAAUUGUCAGUGGUAGGCUGCUCAAUACAAAGGUUCUUCUUGUUAAUAUCUAUGCUCCUAAUUGGGACAAUGGUGAUUUUUUCAAAUCGGUUUUCUCUACACUCCCAGAUAUGUCCACCCAUAUGUUGAUUUUAGGAGGUGACUUUAACUGUUGGUUAGACCCACAAUUGGAUCGAUCCUCCACUAAACCUACCACCUUAUCAACCUCAGCUAGAGUUGUUCGAACCUUUAUGUCUGAAUUCGCAGUCUCAGACCCUUGGAGAAUGGUUAAUCCAACUGGGAAAGCAUACUCUUUUUUCUCAUCGGUUCACCACACUUUUACGCGCAUAGACUACUUCCUUGUUGAUGACCGGCUCCUCCACUCCAUAUCUUCAUGUUCAUAUAACCCAAUUGUAGUAUCUGACCACGCCCCUGUUACUAUGGAAGUAGCUUUUCAAAAUCUUGACAAUCAGCGACCGCCUUGGCGACUAAAAACUCAACUGCUCAGUAAUGAACACUUUGUCAAUUUUGUUUUGAGUCAAAUCGACUUUUUCAUGAUUACAAAUAGAACCCCAAACAUCUCUGCGUCUACUCUCUGGGAAACUUUGAAAGCUUAUAUCAGAGGUGAAAUUAUCUCCUACGCCGCACAUGAGAACAAAUUGAAAAGGAAUAGGUUAUCUAUGUUAACACGCUGUAUUGCCCAAUUAGAUGACAUUUAUGCCGUUUCACCAUCCCCGGAUAUUUAUAAGGAACGUUUAACUCUGCAAGCAGAAUUUGACACACUAUUAACAGACCAGGUUACUGAAAUGCUUGUCAAGUCUAGGAGCACUUACUAUGAACAAGGAGAUAAAGCCAGUAAAUUAUUAGCUCACAAGUUACGUCAACUAUCAUCAUCAUCUCAGAUUACAAAAAUCCGUACAUCAUCUGGGAUAUCAUUAGAUCCUGGGGGGAUCAAUGAGGAGUUCAAGAGAUUUUACCAGUCUCUAUAUACCUCUGAAAGUAAAGCGGAUACACUGGAAUUGGAUGAUUUCUUCCACUCACUUUCUGUGCCUUCGGUCGGCCGGGAUUUGGUUAAAAAAUUAGAGCAGCCGAUCACUGUUGAAGAACUGUCUAACGCUGUCAAAUCCCUUCAAUCUGGGAGAAGCCCAGGGCCUGAUGGCUACCCGACAGAGUUUUAUAAAAAGUUUAUCACCAAAAUAGCCCCUAUUCUAAUUGAAAUGUACAAUGAUGCAUUUGUAAAUGGUGCUCUCCCACAUACUCUCACUCAAGCAACCAUUUGUGUUAUUCUUAAAAAAAACAAAGACCCUCUUGACUGUGCAUCAUACUGUCCAAUUAGCCUGCUAAAUGUGGACUAUAAAAUUCUAGCCAAAAUUCUGGCAACGCGGCUAGAAACAGUCCUCCCAUCAAUUAUCUCUCCGGAUCAAACAGGAUUUAUAAAAAAUAGACACUCAUUCUUCAAUCUCCGAAGAUUAUUUAAUAUUAUAUACAAUCCUCCUGUCGACAAUACCUCUGAAGCCAUUAUAUCCCUGGACGCGGAGAAAGCGUUUGAUCGGGUGGAAUGGAAAUACCUUUUUUACACUCUAAAUAAAUUUGGCUUUGGCUCCAAAUUCAUGACCUGGAUAAAACUUCUGUACUCAUCCCCCCAAGCCUCUGUCAGGACUAAUAACACUCAAUCAGAUCGCUUCCCUUUGCAAAGAUCGACACGUCAGGGUUGCCCCUUAAGUCCCUUACUGUUUGCCCUCGCCAUAGAGCCACUUGCAAUAGCACUUCGCUCCAACCCCCUCAUCAAAGGCAUAGUCAGAUACGGGCACGAACACAAACUGUCUUUAUAUGCAGAUGAUUUAUUAAUAUACACAUCCAAUCUUUCUGUCUCUGUCCCUGCUGCCCUUGCCACUUUCGCAUCCUUCGGUCACUUAUCAGGGUAUAAACUAAAUCUCAGUAAAAGUGAACUGAUGCCACUUAACAUGGCUGCAAAAAAAUUCCCUCUACAUAACUUGCCAUUUAAAAUAGCUCACAGUAGUUUUAUUUAUCUCGGGGUACAUGUCACAAUUAGGUUUGAAAACCUUUUUCAAGCCAAUUUUGCUCCUCUCUUAACCCGUACUAAGGACGAUUUGGAACGGUGGUCUUUGCUACACCUCUCCUUAGUUGCUAGAAUUAACUCUAUUAAAAUGAAUACUCUCCCUAAAUUCUUAUACCUCUAUCAGUGCCUUCCAAUAUUUCUACCCAAUGCAUUUUUCAAAAAGAUCGACGGCCUAAUUCUACCCUUUAUAUGGGACAAAAAGCCUCCUAGGAUGCGAAAACAGCUCUUGCAGAGGCCCAAACCAGACGGCGGUCUAGCUCUACCAGAUUUCAGAUUCUAUUAUUGGGCCGCUAACCUUAGGAUCAUUCAGUACUGGUUGCAGAGCAGAGUGAUACUCCCACCCCCAACUUGGCUGGAGAUGGAGGCUGCCUCGUCUACACCGGCAUCAUUGUCUUCCCUCGCUCACUCCUCUAUUACAGGCCCUUACUCCUCCUUCACCAAUAAUAUAUGUGUCAAAACAACAUUGAAGAUCUGGAAUCAAUUUAGGCGCCACUUUGGGUUUCAAACAACCUCUUCCUUGGCUCCGGUAGCCUCAAACCCAGCUUUUCCCCCAUCUAUGAUUGAUGGUGCUUUCUCAACAUGGUCUAAUCUCGGUAUUAAAAGAUUCAGAGAUCUGUAUACUAACAAUACAUUUAGUACGUUUCAACAAUUAUCAGCUAAAUUUGGUCUCCCCAGACAUCAUUUUUUUAGGUUCUUACAAGUCCGGAGUUAUGUCCGCAGCAUAGAUCCAGGAUUCCCCAACCUUUCUGGUGGAACACAGUUCGACACAUUUCUCACCCCACUUCCUAAUCAGAAAGGCACAUUGUCAAUAAUCUAUAGUCAAAUUUGCUCACUACAAGCCAUCUCAUUAAACAAUAUCAAAUCCUCUUGGGAGGAGGAACUGGGUGAGGAAAUACCUGAUGAACUAUGGGAAGGGGCACUCAAAAGGGUACAUAGCUCUUCUAUUUGCGCUCGACACGGCCUCAUCCAAUGCAAACUCAUUCAUAGGGCCCACUGGACCAAAGCAAGACUAUCAAAAAUUUACAAGGAUGUGAACCCUAAUUGUGUUCGAUGUAACCAGUCCCCUGCUAAUCAUGUGCACAUGUUUUGGUGCUGCCCAUCUCUUGUUGGUUUCUGGAAAGACAUCUUUAACACACUCUCAGAAUUAAGCGGUACACAGAUCGAGCCAGACCCUCUCAUUGCAUUAUUUGGAGUUUCCUUACCCACAAUACAAUUGACCAAAAUGAAUAAGGAUGUAAUUGCCUUUGUCACGUUGUUAGCGAGACGAUUAAUUUUACUUAGAUGGAAAUCCUCUGCAGCCCCUUCUCAUGCUCUUUGGAUUAAAUCUAUUUUGAAUUGCAUAAAGUUGGAGAAAAUAAAACAGACACUCAAUGGGUCUGUAGACAAAUUCUAUGCAAAGUGGGCUCCCUUCUUUUCUUAUGUUAAAGGAAUACAUUUCCCUGCAGUUCCAGAUUGAUGUAUAUUUAUAUAUUGGUGAUGUAAGAAGCCUGGUAUGUGCAUAUACGACAUCUCGGAUGUUAAGGAUGGUAAUAACUGUGCUAGCUGACCUAUAACAACUGGAUCAAAACAUAUAUUUUUCCUUUUUUUUGUAAUUUUUUUGUAAAUUUUAUUUAUUAUAUUUUUUAUUUUUUAUUAUUAUUAUUUUUUUUGUUUGUUUUUUGUUUUUGUUUUAUCUUAUUUAUGUAUUUAAUGUCUAUUUUUUCUUUCAUGUCUGUCUCUCUAUGUCUUGCUGUAUCGUUGUCUUCAAAUUGUUGUUCCAUAUUCAUACCAAAUAACUUCCAAGUGCAAUUAUUUACUAAAUGCUGGUACUGAAAAUUCAAUAAACAAAGUAUAUAAAAAAAAAAAAAAAAGAAGUUGAACCCAUGGAAAGCCAUGCUAAUAAAACCUCUUGACAUUCUAACUAAUCAAUCAGUGUUGAGAUGGUUACAUUCAUUGGUUACACUCCUUCAUGUGAACUUAUCCACAGGCUGCAAGCUUUUGCUAACAUCUUUUGUUAUCGUAUUUGAUGUAGCUUUUUGAAAGUACGUUUGCAAAACUAGUUCCUUUAUUAUGAUGAGUAAUGUAUGUGAUUGAAACACAGGUCCAUUCCCUGGAGGAGGAUGGGAAGCCAGCUCCAGUAUGCUGUAUGGAGGUGGAGCGAGGUCUGGAGUCUAAAGUCUUCAUCAUCGCCACCACCAGGAAGCGCCUGUUCCAGUUCGUAGGUCGCGUGGCAGACGGGUCAGAGCAGCAAGGCUUCAGCUCCAUCUUCUCACAGAACCAGGUCUGUUAAAACAGCCUUUUAAAACUACAUUGCUGUGUCAGAAAUUACACCCUAUUCCCUAUAUAGUGCACUACUUUUGGUCAGAGCCUGUGAGGUUCUUCAUAACUUGUUAUAACCGUAUAUGAACCCUUUUAUUGUGUCUUAUGACUAGGCUUAUAAUAUGCUAUGUCUACUACUACUACUACUAGGAGCUGCUGCCCAGCUUCCAGGAGUUUCCCUUUAACAUGGGCUACAGUGAGAUCACCUUCUACACUUCCAAGCUCAGGUCCUGCCCCAAGGCCUUCGCAUGGAUGAUGGGUAACGGAGUUCUCUACGGUCAGCUGGACUACGUCAAGCUGGACUCGCUGCUCAGUGAUGUGCAGGUACUGUUUUCUAUACUAUUCUAAUAUUUUUAGGCGAGUGUACUUUAAGGUUUGAUGUGUUGUAUUUAUCAUGGGCUGUAGUGGUAAGCUCCCCGCAGUUGAUAUGGGUGUUCUGAAGGUCUAUUUGUCACUGGUCUUUCAAAAGAAUCCUAUUGUAUUCUAGAAAUUCAUAUUGCUGCUGCAGUACUUUUUUAUAUAUAUUUUUAUAACACAUUCUUUCCAUCUGUCUUUCGCUCCCUCUCUCCAUCAGGUGUGGGAUUACACCCCAGACAUAGACUUCAGUUUCAACAAGCCCAUCUCCAUCGUGUUGACUCAGUUCCACUUUCUACUCCUCCUCCCUGACCGCGUCAAGGCCAUCUGCACACUCAACGGACAGGUGGGCGCACACACAUGCACGGACGGGACAGGACGGGACAGGACUCUGCCUUUGCUGCUGCUUGCUCUGUGGGGUCUAGGUCAGGUUACUGUGGGGUCUAGGCCAGGUUACUGUGGGGUCUAGGUCAGGUUACUGUGGGGUCUAGGUCAGGUUACUGUGGGGUCUAGGUCAGGUUACUGUGGGGUCUAGGUCAGGUUACUGUUGGGUCUAGGUCAGGUUACUGUUGGGUCUAGGUCAGGUUACUGUGGGGUCUAGGUCAGGUUACUGUGGGGUCUAGGUCAGGUUACUGUUGGGUCUAGGUCAGGUUACUGUUGGGUCUAGGUCAGGUUACUGUGGACGGACGGACGGACGGACGGACGUUUUAUGAAUACAUUCAGUUGAUUGAUUGAUUGAUUGACAGGUGGUGUGCGAGGACGUGUUCCCUGAUAAGUUUGGCACCCUGAAGAAGAUGAUCAAGGACCCAGCAGGAGGCCUGGUGUGGAUCUACACUGAGAAGGCCGUCUUUAGGUACGUUUACAUUCCAUUUAGUUUUGUAGUCAUUUAGCAGACACUCCUACUCAGAGAGACAUACAAUCACUGCAUUCAACUAGGAUCGGUAGAACAACCACAUAUCACAGCCGUUGCUAAUUAAACCUUGUCCAGCCACUAUCUGUGAAAUCAGACUAGAUCUGCCAUUGCUAGUUAAACCUUGUUCAGCCACGAUCUGUGAAAUCAGUGCUAGAAACAAAAGACCAGGUGUUUUUUUUUCUCUCUCUCUCAAUCCAGAUACCACAUCCAGAGAGAAGCCAGGGAUGUGUGGCAGAUGUACAUGAGUAUGAACAAGUUUGACCUGGCUAAGGAGUACUGCCGGGACCGGCCAGAGUGCAUGGACAUGGUUCUGGCUAAGGAGGCAGAGCACUGCUUCCAGAACAAACGCUAUCUGGAGAGUGCCAAGUGCUACGCUCUGACCCAGAACUACUUUGAGGAGAUCGCGUUGAAGUUCAUCGAGGCGAAACAGGAAGAAGCUCUGAAAGAGUUCCUUCUAAAGAAACUCAACAACCUGAAACAGGUAGGAUGUUUUUGGUGACUUUAGUGUGUCCAAAAUGACAUCGUAUGGGCCCUGGUCAAAAGUAGUGCACUAUAUAGGGAAUAGGGUGACAUUUGGGAUGCGGACUUAUUUUGUGUGAUCUGAGGUAACUUGUAACAACUCUUUUGUGUGAUCUGUUUUUAACUCUUUUAAAAAUCAUGUUACCCCUGCUUGCAAUUCAAAUUUCCCCCUGGGGACAAAAACAUUUUGAUUGAUGAAUUAAAACAGAGUGAGAAGACCCAGAUCACCUUACUGGUCACCUGGCUGACUGAGCUCUACCUGAACCGCCUGGGGCUUCUGCAAUCAGACGAGGGGAAACAUGGGGUGUUCCAGGAGACGCGUGAUGAGUUCCGGAAGUUCCUCAGUAGCUCCAAACACAAGGAGUGUCUCUAUAACAACCGUACGACCAUCUAUGACCUGCUGGCUAGCCAUGGCAACGUGGACGACAUGGUCUACUUCUCUGUCAUCAUGAAGGUAUCUUAUGACGCUAUCUAUCCAGGCUUGGGCUCAAUUCCAUUUUCAAUUCUAGUCAAUUCAGAAAGUGAACCAAAUUCCUAUAUAUAGAUAGAUAUAUUUGAUUAUUUAAAACACGAUACAACCACACGUGUGGAUAAUGCAUUUAAAAUCAUUUGAGGAUGACAAAAAAUAGUUUGAAAACUUAUUUCCAUUGGGAUCCUCUUAAAUAAAUGGCUCUAAUCAUUAACAAACAAUAGCAUAGCAGGCUGAAGACCUGAAAGUCUCAGUCGGCUUGGGAUGAAGUUGAGGCAAUUUGGGUUGGAAAGGCUGUGUAGGUUCAGUGGAGAGGGCACCGAUGGGACAACCAAGGAGAAACAAAGACGGUCUGAAAGAAAUGGCCAAGGGGUCUUCAACACCUGCUUUUCUGAAUGGUCAGUCACUCCAUUGGAGCCGCUUUUCUGCUACUGGUCCUCCAUCGCCAGGAAUGUUUUACAUUUUACAUUUUACAUUCAUUUAGCAGACGAUCUUAUCCAGAGCGACUUACAGGAGCAAUUAGGGUUAAGUGCCUUGCUCAAGGGCACAUCGACAGAUUUUUCACCUGGUCUGCUCGGAGAUUAGAACCAGCGACCUUUCGGUUACUGGGCACAACGCUCUUAACCACUAAGCUACCUGCCGCCCGGGUGAUGUCACAGCUGCUGAAAAGCGCACGAAAAGCCACCACAUCUUGGCAGUGGUUAGGAGCGUUCCCUGAACAGUCCCUGACUUUCCUCUGCUACCUCUGGACACAUCUUGCAUUCCCUGAACAGUCCCUGACUUUCCUCUGCUACCUCUGGACACAGCUUGCAUUCCCUGAACAGUCCCUGACUUUCCUCUGCUACCCCUGGACACAGCUUGCAUUGCCUGAACAGUCCCUGACUUUCCUCUGCUACCUCUGGACACAGCUUGCAUUCCCUUAACAGUCCCUGACUUUCCUCUGCUACCUCUGGACACAGCUUGCAUUCCCUUAACAGUCCCUGACUUUCCUCUGCUACCUCUGGACACAGCUUGCAUUCCCUGAACAGUCCCUGACUUUCCUCUGCUACCUCUGGACACAGCUUGCAUUCCCUGAACAGUCCCUGACUUUCCUCUGCUACCCCUGGACACAGCUUGCAUUGCCUGAACAGUCCCUGACUUUCCUCUGCUACCUCUGGACACAGCUUGCAUUCCCUUAACAGUCCCUGACUUUCCUCUGCUACCUCUGGACACAGCUUGCAUUCCCUUAACAGUCCCUGACUUUCCUCUGCUACCUCUGGACACAGCUUGCAUUCCCUGAACAGUCCCUGACUUUCCUCUGCUACCUCUGGACACAGCUUGCAUUCCCUGAACAGUCCCUGACUUUCCUCUGCUACCUCUGGACACAGCUUGCAUUCCCUGAACAGUCCCUGACUUUCCUCUGCUACCUCUGGACACAGCUUGCAUUCCCUCAACAGUCCCUGACUUUCCUCUGCUACCUCUGGACACAGCUUGCAGUCCUUGGUGUAAUACUUCCAAACAGAUGAAACAAAAAGCCACAUUACUUGAAUCCAAACAGCCAGCCAGCUAGCUAGCUAGCGAGCCAAAAUACUUUUCAUCAUGAUCCUGCAACUCUGAGAGUCAAGACCAUAGGAUAUAGUGAUCAAACCCUAGAGAAGCCAGAACCACCCAAAAACUAUUACAAAAUGCAACAAAAAACACUAAAAAAAAAAAAAAAGUAUCUAUAGAGCUCGCCUAUGCUACUUUACAGUGCCAUGGCAACCACGGAACCAAAUUCCAAUUCCACAUUGAAAAGCAUUGAAGAGAAUUGGAAUUUCAGUGUACUUCCUGAAUUGAAAUAGAAUUGACCCCAACCCUGCUGUUCAUUCAGGGUAUUGUAUUGUAGGAUUUAUUGCCGCUCUCUUUUGGUUGUCUCUAACAGUGUUCAUUUUGUCAAUAACUAUGACGAAAAAUACUCAUCAACAAGCUAUUUUUCCUGACUAAAACUACGGCGAUAAUGAGAUGAGACGCCCUGGAAAAAAUUCAUAACUAUUAAAAAUGACUUCAUUUUAAUAGACAAAAAAUGUGACGAGACGAGAAUUCCACGGGAGACUAAUGGACAUUUGUCCCUCGGACUGCUAGAUGGUGAAGCGUGAUUCAUCACUCCAUAGAACGCGCUUCCACUACUCCAGAGUCCAAUGGCAGCGGGCUUUACACCACUCCAGCCGACGCUUGGCAUUGCGCAUGGUGAUCUUAGGCUUGUGUGCGGCUGCUCGGCCAUGGAAACCCAUUUCAUAAAGCUCCAGACUAACAGUUCUUGUGCUGACGUUGCUUACUGUAUAGUGUAUGGACAUGAAGGCAGGGUAAAGUGACUAGGCAUCAGGAUAGAUAAUAAUAAGGUAUUUGAGGUAGAUAUGUACAUGAAGGCAGGGUAAAGUGACUAGGCAUCCGGAUAGAUAAUAAUAAGGUAUUUGAGGUAGAUAUGUACAUGAAGGCAGGGUAAAGUGACUAGGCAUCAGGAUAGAUAAUAAUAAGGUAUUUGAGGUAGAUAUGUACAUGAAGGCAGGGUAAAGUGACUAGGCAUCAGGAUAGAUAAUAAUAAGGUAUUUGAGGUAGAUAUGUACAUGAAGGCAGGGUAAAGUGACUAGGCAUCAGGAUAGAUAAUAAUAAGGUAUUUGAGGUAGAUAUGUACAUGAAGGCAGGGUAAAGUGACUAGGCAUCAGGAUAGAUGAUACGUGUAAAAUAAUGAACAGAGUAGAUGCAGCAAAUGAUGAGUGUAAAAGUGUGUGAAUGUGCAUGUGUUGUUACAGCUCUCGCGCCCCGGUCCACAAAUGCGAGUUGCGGUUGCUUUUUCCUAUGGAAAAAAAUAAAAUAAUGCUAUUUGUUGAAUGUUAGGUGUACAGUAAUAUUUCUGGCAUUUUUGUAAAGCUCAAAUUCUCCCCCUUUUUUUCAAGGAAACCACUGUUAUUUACCCCCCCCCCCCCCCUUUGACGGUUAUGAUGGGGAGAAAAUCAGAGCUGUAAAAAAUGUUUAACCUGUAGCCAAGGCUUUAUAGCUGCCGAUCCAUUUAUCAUCACUCCACUUGUCUUGUCUAAUUAAUGAUGAUUUAUUUUAGUUUAUUUAUUAAUUUAUGACGGGGAGAAAAUCAGACGUUUAACCUGUAGCCAAGGCUUUAUAGCCUUUACUGUUAAUAAUGUCUGGCAUCGGUUACAGUCUGCCACAAUAUCAAUGUUACCAGCUAAGGUAUAGGAGGGGUAUUAGGCCUAGUUGGACGAGGCUAUCUGAAUGUUCACAUGACGGAAGAUAAAGGAGUCAUUAUUAUGUCUGUGACUAAACUUGUCCAGAGUUUUAGUCGACUGAUAAUAACUAAAAGUAACGGAGGAUGAAAUGACUAAAAUGUGACUUAAGACUAAAAGGUAUUUUUAAGACUAAAUCUAAAUCUAAAAAUAGCUGCUCAAAUUAACACUGGUCUCUCUAAUGGUACGGCAAUUUUCUGCCACCUUUAUUUUCCGUUUUGUAUAAUAAAACUUGCUGCUGCUGUUUUGACAUUUUCUGGGAUUUAAGAAAGAAUCUACAUCUAUUUAUCUCUCUCUCUCUAGGACUAUGAGAGGGUGAUCUCCCACCACUGUCAGCAUGAUGACUAUAGCGCCGCCCUGGAGGUGCUCUCUAAGCACUGCGACGAGAAGCUCUUCUAUAAGUUCUCCCCCAUCCUCAUGCAACACAUACCUAAGAAGGUGAUACGGUGAUUUUGCGUUGAAAUGUUUUGUUGUUGUUGUUAUUAUUAUUGUCUUUGUGUUCAAGUACAAUGCAAUUCAGUUUGACAUGCCAUACAUAACCAUACUUUAUUUUACAUUUUCACGGAAAUUCAUGGCAUGUCAUGUGCCGAUUUUUGUGUAUUUGUGAAAGGGAAUUAUUAAUGAACAAUAACCUUUAAUAAUCAUAAGGUGGUGGAUGCCUGGAUCCAGAUGGGCAGCAGGCUGGAACCUAAGAAGCUGAUCCCAGCCCUGGUCAACUACAGUCAGAUGGGUUCUACACAACAGAUCCACGAGACCAUCCGCUACAUGGAGUUCUGCGUCUACCAGCUCACGGUGACAGAAGAGGCCAUACACAACUACCUGCUGUCCGUCUACGCCAAGUACAAACCUGAGAGUCUCCUGUGGUACCUGGAACAGGUAGGUUCAAGGCUGUGUCCGUCCCAAAUGGCACCCUGCUCCCUAUAUAGAGCCCUACUUUCGACCAAGGACACACAGACCAAAUGUCUAUCGCUAACUUUAAAAAAAAUAAUUACCUGUUUUAUAUUUUAUUCUAGUUUACUCUUGAGUGUCCUUGGGUAUCUUGAAAGUAAAUCAAAUAUAAUACAUUAAAAUGUAUUAUUAUUAACACAUAAACAUAGGUUAUUUUAUGAUUAAUAAAUCAAAUGUGUUAUUGUUAUUGACAGGCUGGGACCCACGCUUCAGACAUCCACUAUGAUUUAAAGUAUGCCCUGAGGCUGUGUGCUGAACAUGGCUACCUCCAGGCCUGUGUUCUGGUCUAUAAGAUCAUGGGGCUGUAUGAGGAAGCUGUCGAUCUGGCCCUACAAGUGAGUGUCUUGGCUAGUUUUGAUUAAUAUGUAGCUAACUGUUGAUCAUUUGAUAUUAACAGGAUAUUGCAAGAUAAGAAAGUGCAAAUAGUGGGCUACACCAUCAAUAUAUACAUACGUUAUCUCAAUAUAUAUACAUACAUUAUCUCAAUAUAUACACAUACAUUAUCUCAAUAUAUACACAUACAUUAUCUCAAUAUAUACACAUACAUUAUCUCAAUAUAUGCAUACAUUAUCUCAAUAUAUACAGACAUUAUCUCAAUAUCUGCAUUCAUUAUCUCAAUAUAUACAUACAUUAUCGAAUUUUAUUUGUCACAUGCUUCGUAAACAACAGGUGUAGAUUAACAGUGAAAUGCGUACUUACAGGCCCUUCCCAACAAUGCGGAGAGAAAGUAAACAGAAAUAAUAGAAAUGUAACUAUUUAGCAGUCUUAUGGCCUGGGGGUAGAAGCCGUUCAGGGUCCUGUUGGUUCCAGACUUGGUGUACUGGUACUGCUUGCCGUGCGGUAGCAGAGAGAACAGUCUAUGGCUUGGGUGGCUGGAGUCUUUGACGAUUUUUAGGGCCUUCCUCUGCCACCGCCUGGUAUAGAGGCCCUGGAUGGCAUGGAGCUCGGCCCCAGUGAUGUACUGGGCUGUACGCACUACCCUCUGUAGCGCCUUGCGGUUGGAUGCCAAGCAGUUGCCAUACCAAGCGGUGAUGCAGCCAGUCAAGAUGCUGUCAAUCUUGCUUUUUGUAUAACCUUUUGAUGAUCUGAGGGCCCUCUUUCGUGCCCUCUUCACGACUGUGUUGGUGUGUGUGGACCGUGAUAGAUCCUGAGUGAUGUGGACAACGAGGAACUUGGAGCUCUCGACCCGCUCCACCACAGCCCCAUCAAUGUAAAUAGGUGCGUGCUCGGCCCUCCGUUUCCUGUAGUCCACGAUCAGCUCCUUUGUCUUACUGACGUUGAGGGAAAGGUUGUUGUCCUGGCACCACACUAUCAGGUAACGGACCUCCUCCAUAAAGGCUGCCUCAUCGUCAUCAGUGAUCAGGCCUACCACCGUCAUGUCGUCGGCAAACUUAAUGAUGGUGUUGAAGCCGUGCACGGCCACGCAGUUGUGUGUGAACAGGGAGUACACGAGGGGACUGAGCACGCACCCCUGAUGGGCCCCCUGUGUUGAGGGUCAGUGUGGCGGAUGUGUUGUUGUCUACCCUCCCCAACUGGGGGCGGCCCGUCAGGAAGUCCAGGAUCCAGUUUCAGAGGGAGGUGUUUAGUCCCAGGGUCCUUAGCUUAGUGAUGAGCUUUGUGGGCACUAUGGUGUUGAACGCUGAGCUGUAGUCAAUGAACAGCAUUCUCACAUAGGUGUUGCUCUGGUCCAGGUGGGAAAGGGCAGUGUGGAGUGCAAUAGAGAUUGCAUCAUCUUUUGGAUCUGUAGGGGCAGUAUGUGAAUUGGAGUGGGUCCAGGGUGUCUGGGAUGAUGGUGUUGAUGUGAUUUAAUGACCAGCCUUUCAAAGCAUUUCAUGGCUACAGAUGUGAGUGCUACGGGGCGAUAGUCAUUUAGACAGGUUACCUUGGCAUUCCUGGGCACAGGGACUAUGGUGGUCUGCUUGAAACAUGUAGGUAUUACAGACUGGGUCAGGGAGAGGUUGAAAAUGUUAGUGAAGACACUUGCCAGCUGGUCAGCGCAUGCUCUGAGUACGCGUCCUGGUAAUCCGUCUGGCCCUGCAGCCUUGUGAAUGUUAACCUGUUCAAAGGUCUUACUCACAUCGGCUACAGAGAGCGUGAUCACGCAGUCAUCUGGAACAGCUGGUGCUCUCAUGCAUGGUUCAGUGUUGCUUGCCUCGAAGCCAGCAUAGAAGGCAUUUUAUAUCCCGAGUGGCACAGCGGUCUAAGGCACUGCAUCUCAGUGCUUGAGGCGUCACUACAGACCCCCUGGUUCGAUUCCAGGCUGUAUCACAACCGGCCGUGAUUGCGAGUCCCAUAGGGCGGUGCACAGUUGGCCCAGCGUCGUCCGGGUUUGGCUGGUGUAGGCCGUCAUUGUAAAUAAGAAUUUGUUCUUAACUGACUUGCCUAGGUAAAUAAAGGUAAAAUAAAAAAAACUUUGCUCAUCUGGUAGGCUCGCUUCAUUGGGCAGCUCGCGGCUGGGUUUCCCUUUGUAAUCCGUGAUAGUAUGCAAGCCCUGCCACAUCCAAUGUAGUAGGAUUCGAUCUUAGUCCUGUAUUGAUGCUUUGCCUGUUUGAUGGUUCAUUUUAGGGCGUAGCGGGAUUACUUAUAAGCGUCUGGAUUAGUGUCCCGCUCCUUGAAAAUCCGUUCCUCAAGCGGCUGGUGCAACUCUUCUCCUGUGCUGUUUUCCCUCUCCUUCCAGGUGGAUGUGGACAUGGCCAAGUCGUGUGCUGACCUGCCUGAGGAUGAUGAGGAGUUGAGGAAGAAGUUGUGGCUGAAGAUCGCCCGUCACGUGGUGCAGGAGGAGAAGGAUGUGAAGAAGGCCAUGAACUGUCUGUCCAGCUGUAACCUGUUGAAGAUAGAAGACAUACUGCCUUUCUUCCCAGACUUCGUCACCAUAGACCACUUCAAGGUAAUACUGGAAUCAAAUGUUUAGGUCCAGAAUCUAAAACAAAUGAACAAACAAACAAGCGCACACACACACACACACACACACACACACACACACACACACACACACACACACACACACACACACACACACAAGACAGUAUUUGAGGUGCACUUAAUUUACCUUGGAUCUUGCACUUUUGGGACUAUUCUAUUGGUUCCAUUGUACCAGCCAAACCAAAUGUUUGCAAGUAUGUAAUCUCGGCACCCAGAACCAAAUCUCAGCUUCUAUGUAUUUGUGUUUCUAUGUCCCUCCACACCAUCUCCCUCCCUCCCUCCCCGGCAGGAGGCUAUCUGCAGCUCUUUAGAGGAGUACAACCAGCACAUAGAAGAGCUGAAGCAGGAGAUGGAGGAGGCGACGGAGAGCGCCAAGCGGAUCAGAGAGGACAUCCAGGAGAUGAGGAACAAGUACGGGGUGGUGGAGAGCCAGGAGAAAUGCGCUGCCUGCGACUUCCCCCUCCUCAACAGACCCUUCUACCUGUUCCUCUGUGGUCACAUGUUCCACUACGACUGCCUCUUCCUGGAGGUCAGUAUUGCAAACCCAUUUUAUUUGACCUUUGACCCUAUUUCAAGAACAGUUGGCUAACAGUCUCCCGAGUGGCGCAGCAUCGCAGUGCUAGCUGUGCCACUAGAGAUCCUGGUUCGAAUCCAGGCUCUGUCGUAGCCGGCCGCGACCGGGAGACCCAUGGGGCGGCGCGCAAUUGGCCCAGCGUCGUCCAGGGUAGGGGAGGGAAUGGCCGGCAGGGAUGUAGCUCAGUUGAUAGAGCAUGGCGUUUGCAACGCCAGGGUUGUGGGUUCGAUUCCCACAGGGGGUAUGAAAAAAUAAAAUAAUGUAUUCACUAACUAACUGUAAGUCGCUCCGGAUAAGAGCGUCUGCUAAAUGACUAAAAAUGUAAAUGUAACCAUAUAUACCAGUAGGUCAGUAGCACAUCAUUUUGAUCUUGACCUUUGACCCUAUUUCAAGAAGAGUUUAGCUAACAAUGUAUUUCAGCAAACAGAGGGGCAUUGGGUCAUUACUACGUAUAUUUGUAAAUUAUGUACGCUACACACACAAUGAAAAUGGCUUGGAGGAGGAUAUCCCCAAAAAUGUACACUAGAGCCAGAGAUGACUCAUUAAUGUGUCUUCUUCCCCCAGGAGAUUCAAUAGUUCAAUAGCCUUUUUUAAGUUCACUAGUUACCUUAUAUAAGGUGAGCCCUCACCUGUCCAUCUACGAGCAGACUAAACUAGGGAUCUUUCCUCAGGUGAGCACUCACCUGUCCACCUACAAGCAGACUAAACUAGGGAUCUUUCCUCAGGUGAACCCUCACCUGUCCACCUACAAGCAGACUAAACUAGAUGAGAUGCAGAAGAAGCUGGCUGCAGCCACUCAGACCUCCAAGUCCCGCCACCGCCCCGCCCCCAAGGAGAAGGAGGAGGGGGGUGACACCGCCAGCCUGGGGAAAGGAAGCGCCGGAGUCAGCCGAGAGCAGAUCAAGUCCGACAUUGAUGACAUCAUCGCCUGCGAGUGUGUGUACUGCGGUGAGCUGAUGAUCAAGUCAAUCGACAAGCCAUUUAUUGAUCCACAGAAGUUUGAGGAGGAGAAGUCCAGCUGGCUCUGA